This is a messenger RNA of Leptomonas pyrrhocoris, 1168 nucleotides long. RefSeq names its product putative exosome complex exonuclease RRP45. Lineage: Eukaryota; Euglenozoa; Kinetoplastea; Trypanosomatida; Trypanosomatidae. The record is from RefSeq and is a predicted model, not a curated record. The transcript has a single exon. Gene Ontology annotation, cellular component: nuclear exosome (RNase complex); cytoplasmic exosome (RNase complex). Gene Ontology annotation, biological process: nuclear mRNA surveillance; U1 snRNA 3'-end processing; TRAMP-dependent tRNA surveillance pathway. Bases 74 to 1168 code for a protein of 364 amino acids.
AGUUCGCUGGUCUGUGAAUACAGCAGAGAAGAUAGAGAACACAACAGCGGCCACGAACGACGAAGAAUAAACUAUGCUCUACCGCUCCGCUGUCCCGGUGCCGGCAGACGCGCUCGUGCAGCGUAACGUCGAGUUUGCGCGGGUUGCGUGGAAGGCCGGUCUUCGCCCUGAUCAGCGCGAAGCCAAUCAGCUGCGUGUCAUCGAGUUUGAUUUUCCGUUGCUGUCGCGGGACAUGGUGCAAGUAAAAUGUGGGAACACGGUCGCGACAGCCACGGUCACCUGUGACCUGGUCGAACCGAUGCCUUUUCGACCAAAGCACGGCUUCUUCGAGGUUCACGCGCGGCAGCUGCUGCACGAGCGUGACCCCCUCGACCAACCGAAAGAAAUCAAACAAAUUGGCAUGUUCCUCACCCGCCUCCUCUCCGGCAGCGUGGUGGAGACGGAGGGGCUUUGCGUCAUCCCCGGUCGUCGCGUGUGGAGCAUCGACGCGGAGGUGAUGAUAAUGAACAACGACGGCAACAUCCACGACGUGGCGCAGUGGGCAGUGAUGGCCGCCCUCCAGCACGUCCGUCGCCCUGAGCUGACAAUUCGCGGUGACGACGUCGUCGUGCACCCCCCGCACGAGCGGGACCCGGUCCCUCUCUCCCUCCACCACGUGCCCGUAUCGUUUACGUUUGCAGUGUGCGCAAACCCGCAGCAGGUGCAGCUGGCGGCGCGUGCGGCUGCGCUGCGGCGAGCGGGGGCCGGUCCGGCCGGUGCCGCGUCGUCCGCGAAGGAUGGUGAUCCCGACGGGGAAGGGGAAGGUGAGGACGAGACCUUCGCCUGGUCGUCCGAGGCCCUGCAGGUCGUUGUGGACCCUUCGCUGGAGGAGGCCGCGGCGGCCGCCUGCACCGUGUCCGUUGCCGUGAACGCGGAGGGGCACGUUUGCUCGUUAGAAAAGGCCGACGGCUGCGAUGUGUCGAUUGACUACCUGGAGCAGUGCAUGAACACCGCCAUCCAGCUUACCCAUCCGCUACUGACGCAGAUGAAAGAGUCAAUGGAGGCGCAUGAUGUGAAGCGCAAGGCGGCGGUGCGCAGCCAGUUUUUGUGGGCCCAGCAGCGUCUCGGCAUCCAGGCGGCCGCGCAACCGCAGGAUGAGCAGGCGAACAAAAAGGCGAAAACAGAGUAA